AUGAACUUCUUGUCUGCCUACCCUCCGUACCACCCGACUCCGGCUCCGUACCACCCGACUCCGGCUCCGUACCACCCGGCUCCGGCCUACAAGCCGGCUCCCUACCACCCGCAGACCCAGUACAAGGAGGAGGCCAGGCCGUUCGCCUUCGACUACGCCGUCAACGACCACUACACCGGCACCAAUUUCGCCCGCAACGAGCAGAGCGACGGUCACAACGUGCAGGGCUACUACUCGGUGGUUCUGCCCGACGGCCGUACCCAACACGUCAAGUACACGGCUGACCACUACGGUGGAUACAACGCCGAGGUCACCUACGACGGAUAUGCCGCCUACCCCGAGCAGCACUCUGCCCCUGCCUACAAGCCUGCUCCCUACCACCCGACCCCUGCCUACAAGCCGGCCCCUGCCUACAAGCCCGCCCCCUAUCACCCGGCCCCUGCCUACAAGCCGGCCCCUUACCAACCGGCCCCUGCCUACAAGCCGGCCCCUGCCUACAAGCCAGCCCCUGCCUAUAAGCCUGUCUACAAGCCUGCUCCCACCUACAAGCCCGCUCACUAUUAA
Messenger RNA from Amphibalanus amphitrite, 564 nucleotides. Its product is annotated as cuticle protein 7-like. Gene Ontology annotation, cellular component: extracellular matrix. The transcript is spliced from 2 exons. The record is from RefSeq and is a predicted model, not a curated record. Lineage: Eukaryota; Metazoa; Arthropoda; Thecostraca; Balanomorpha; Balanidae. Bases 1 to 564 code for a protein of 187 amino acids.